UGUGUUUUUGGCGCGGAUCGAAUAUCGUUUAUAUCCAACUGCUAUAUCAGUAUUUACUACGAUACAAAGGGUAUUCCUAUUGGUUUCAAAUUGAUAUAAGGAAGAUGGUGUUGUUUUAGUUUUGAUUGUGUUUGCUUUCGUAUCUAGUAUGUUAUUGUUUUCAGUCGCUUAGUUUGCAGAAUUAAACAAGUGCAUACAAUAUUAAGAGACUAAUAAACGUUUAGAAUAUUGCAUUCGUAUAUAUUGUAUUUCGAUACAGGCAAAGGAAGUCAUUUGGGCAUUGGCAGACGCAACAAUGAAGAUGCAAGUCCACUAUGUGUUCUUCUUUUUGGCGUUAUGCAUUUGCGUUAAAAAAGCCGACAGCGCAUGUCCAAAUAGUUACUGGGGAACUGACUGUAAGCAAGAGUGUGAGGUUAACUGUUACAGUUCAUAUUCUUGUGAUCAAGAAACUGGAGUAUGUGGUUAUUGUAGAUACGGCUUUUGGGAUGACUUCUGUAAUAGAAAAUGUCCAGAAAACUGUAGCUCUUCUUCAUGCAAUCAAGAUGGAAGUUGUCAGUCUUGUCUGGAUGGUUUGUUCGGUACAACGUGCAAAAAUAUGUGUGAUACAAAUUGCAGGAAAUGUCAUCAAACGACCGGCGCAUGUACAACAUGUAAUGUUGGUUGGUGGGGAGAAUUCUGUAACUACACAUGCACUCCAAACUGCAAAAUAUGCGACAAAUUAGCAGGUGGGUGUGAGAAAUGUAAAAACGGAUACUGGAAUAGUUCAUGUGACGAAAGAUGUCCUGCGUCGAAUUGUGAUAUUUGUACUAUCACAUCAGGGGAAUGUCAGACGUGUAAAGCAGGAUUUUGGGGGACAAACUGUCAGAAAACUUGUGGAAACUGUGAGUCGGAUAAAUGCGGUAAAACUGAUGGACUAUGUACAUCAUGUCAAUCUGGAUAUGCUGGUCAAAACUGCACAAUACCUUGUAGUGUUGAAAAUUGCAACUCGGUCUCAUAUUGCAUAAAUAAUGGGUGUAAUGCAUGUAUUUCUGGAUACUGGGGUGACUUUUGUGAGAAUAAAUGCAGUCAGAAUUGUUCAUCAAGCUGUGAUAAAAGCAAUGGAAAUUGUAGCAGCUGUACAUCCGGCCUCUGGGGAGCAAAUUGUGACAACAAAUGCAUGUACAACUGUUCCUCGUCAAGCUGUAUUAGAUCAAACGGACAAUGUAGCACUUGCAAGUCUGGACUUUGGGGUUUAUCGUGUGAUGAAAUCUGUGGCCAUGGUUGUGAAUCCUUAACCUGUGAUAGGGACGAUGGAGAGUGCAGCAGUUGCAAGAAUGGUUUUUGGGGCGAAAUUUGCCAGAAUGCUUGCGGUCAAGGCUGUGAUUACACAACUUGUAGAAAAAGUGACGGAUAUUGUAAUCUUUGCAAAAGCAGAUUUUGGGGAGACGUUUGUAACAAGACAUGCAGUAAAAAUUGUUUGAGCUGUAGUAAAGACAUUGGUGUGUGCAAAACAUGCAAUGCUGGAUUGUGGGGGCCAUCAUGCAGACAAGAAUGCAAUCAGUCGUGUUCCACUUUUGAAUGUUUUAUCGAGUCCGGCGAAUGUAAGAAAUGUCAUUUAAAUAAAUGGGGAAUGUUUUGUGAAAAAAUAUGUAGCACAUCUUGUUCAUGGGGUUGUCACAGGCAAACUGGACAUUGUUUAACUUGUAAAAACAGAUACUGGGGUCAGGAUUGUUCCAACAUGUGCAACAGCACAAGAUGUGAACAGUGCUCUAUAACAAAUGGAAUAUGCACAUUAUGUCAACCUGGAUUUUGGGGUGAGGACUGUCAGUCUUCAUGCAAAUCUGAUAAAUGCCUUCAAUGCUAUAGAGACACUGGUUAUUGCAGUGCAUGUCCACCAGGUCGAUGGGGAUUGUUUUGUCAAAACACAUGCCGGGAUGAGUGUCGAUGUUGCAGCAUUAGUACUGGAUCUUGCUCAUUGUCAUGUCCUGAUGUUUUAGAUUAAGACGACGGAAAUAUAGAAAGGAAGAGAACAGGGCAAAAGGUAAAAAAUAGUUAUGCUGCUAAAAAUGUGCUCAAUGCUGUUGUCAAAUUAUUCUCCUCUUCGGUACCAUUGAUUCAAGCACGUUAGCAUUGAAAAUAAGAUAU
Ruditapes philippinarum (Manila clam) is the source of this 2124-nucleotide messenger RNA. Its product is annotated as platelet endothelial aggregation receptor 1-like. NCBI's taxonomy places the organism in Eukaryota, Metazoa, Mollusca, Bivalvia, Venerida, Veneridae. The transcript has 3 exons. The record is from RefSeq and is a predicted model, not a curated record. Gene Ontology annotation, molecular function: scavenger receptor activity. The coding region runs from base 296 to 1981 and encodes 561 amino acids.